AAUCAACAUUAAGAAAAACAAAAGGACAAUUAUUUCUCUUAUAUCACUCCGCCUUUGUCGGUGGUAACCAAUACACAUACACAGAUACACUCACUCCACUCUUACUGCCAUCACCACUUACUUCCAACUCUCUCUAAUGGCUACGUUUCUCUCUAGUUCCCUCCCUCUACAGUUCCUUCUCCUCUUCAUUCUCUCCGGUUCCAUCCUCCUAACUCAAUCCCUCUCCACCGAUCAAACCCUCAAAACCUUCAUCUUCCGUAUCGAUUCACAAUCCAAACCCUCCAUUUUCCCUACUCACUACCACUGGUACAGCUCCGAGUUCGCUACUCCACUCCAAAUACUCCACACAUACGACACCGUUUUCCAUGGCUUCUCCGCUAUUCUCUCUCCACAACAAGCAGCCUCUCUCAGCGACCACCCCGCCGUCCUCGCUGUCUUCGAAGACAAGCGGCGCGAACUCCACACCACGCGCUCACCUCAGUUCCUCGGACUCCGCAACCAACGCGGACUCUGGUCCGACUCCAACUACGGAUCCGACGUCAUCAUUGGCGUGUUUGAUACCGGUAUCUGGCCCGAACGACGUAGUUUUUCGGAUUUGAACAUCGGGCCCGUUCCUUCGAAAUGGAAAGGCGUGUGUCAAACGGGAGUCAAAUUUAGUCAGAAUAACUGUAACAAAAAAAUUAUCGGCGCCAGAUUUUUCUCUAAAGGCCACGAAGCGGCUGCGAGAUCGCCUGGUCCUAUAAGCGGAUCACUCAAUGACACGGUUGAGUUCAUGUCUCCGCGUGACGCGGAUGGCCAUGGUACCCACACCGCCUCAACUGCUGCCGGCCGUUACGCGUUCCGUGCCAGCAUGGCAGGCUAUGCUUCAGGAAUCGCUAAAGGCGUGGCGCCGAAAUCCAGACUGGCGGUUUACAAGGUUUGCUGGAAGAAUUCCGGAUGUUUCGAUUCCGAUAUCCUCGCCGCCUUUGACGCUGCUGUCAAUGACGGAGUUGACGUCAUAUCCAUAUCAAUUGGAGGCGGUGACGGAAUUUCAUCACCUUACUAUCUCGAUCCGAUUGCUAUCGGAUCGUACGGUGCCGUUUCGAGAGGCGUGUUCGUUUCGUCAUCAGCCGGUAACGACGGUCCUAACGGAAUGUCAGUGACCAAUCUUGCUCCGUGGGUCACCACCGUUGGAGCCGGCACUAUUGAUCGUAACUUCCCGGCGGAAGUGGUUCUCGGUGACGGUCGGAGACUCUCUGGAGUUUCACUGUACGCUGGUGCACCGUUAAGCGGUAAAAUGUAUCCGGUGGUUUAUCCUGGUAAAUCAGGGGUUUUAUCAACUUCUCUGUGCAUGGAAAAUUCGUUGGAUCCGAGUUUGGUGAAGGGUAAAAUCGUAAUUUGUGAUAGAGGAAGCAGUGCAAGAGUGGCUAAAGGUUUAGUUGUGAAGAAAGCCGGAGGUGUGGGCAUGAUUUUGGCUAAUGGAAUAUCAAACGGUGAAGGUUUAGUCGGUGAUGCUCAUCUUUUACCGACUUGCGCACUUGGUUCCGAUGAAGGUGACGCCGUUAAAGCCUAUGUUUCAUCCGGCGCUAAUCCGACGGCUACCCUAAAUUUCAAGGGUACGAUCCUUGGGAUCAAACCGGCUCCAGUGGUGGCUUCGUUUUCGGGCAGGGGACCCAACGGGUUAAACCCUGAGAUUCUUAAGCCGGAUUUGAUUGCUCCUGGUGUUAACAUUCUUGCAGCUUGGACUGAUGCUGUUGGUCCAACUGGAUUGGAUUCGGAUCCAAGGAAAACAGAAUUCAAUAUUUUGUCAGGAACUUCAAUGGCAUGUCCACAUGUAAGUGGCGCUGCGGGGUUGCUUAAAUCUGCUCAUCCGGAUUGGAGUCCGGCGAUGAUAAGGUCGGCUAUGAUGACUACUGCUAAUAUAAUUGAUAAUAGGAAUCAACCCAUGACUGAUGAGUCGACCGGAAAAGCUUCCACUCCUUAUGAUUUUGGUGCUGGUCAUGUUAGUCUUGAUCGAGCAAUGGAUCCAGGAUUGGUUUAUGAUAUAACUAACGAUGAUUAUGUCAACUUUUUGUGUGGAAUUGGUUACGGUCCAAAGAUAAUUCAGGUGAUCACAAGAACACCGGUUAAGUGUCCAGUGAGGAAGCCAUUGCCCGAAAAUCUCAACUAUCCUUCAAUUGCGGCAUUAUUCUCAACAGCUUCCAAAGGGGUUUCCAGGAAGAUGUUUAUCAGGACUGUGACCAAUGUGGGUCAGACGAACGCUGUUUACCGAGUGAAUAUUGAGAAUCCAGGAAAGGGGGUUACAGUGAGUGUAAAACCGGCCUCAUUGUCAUUCUCGGCUGGUGUCAAGAAGAGAAGCUUCGUGGUGACAGUAACCGCAGAUAGCAAGAACUUGGUGUUGGGUGAUUCUGGUGCUGUUUUUGGGGCAAUUUCAUGGUCGGAUGGGAAACAUGUUGUGAGGAGUCCUCUUGUGGUCACUCAGUUGGAACCAUUGUAAACUCGAAGCCGGAAUUGGAUCAUCUGCUCUUGAUCGAUGAAUAUGGCAAAAUGGUUAUAGAUAUUUAGCAGUAGAAUUUGCAACGCAUAUGAGUUAAAAUCUUUUAUGUGUGUAUGUGUUUUCAUCUUCUGCAGGAUCAUAGGAUUAGGGAGGGGCACCAACUUGGUUUUUGGGAGUGAAUUUAGUGUGUUAUUUGUUUUUUUUUUUUUUUUUUUCUUUUUUUCUUAUGUAAGAUCCCUUUUUAAGUUAUGUUAUAUGUAUAAACUGAACAAGUUUAUAUA
This is a messenger RNA of Pistacia vera, 2757 nucleotides long. Its product is annotated as subtilisin-like protease SBT1.6. Gene Ontology annotation, molecular function: serine-type endopeptidase activity. Gene Ontology annotation, biological process: proteolysis. Bases 137 to 2476 code for a protein of 779 amino acids. NCBI's taxonomy places the organism in Eukaryota, Viridiplantae, Streptophyta, Magnoliopsida, Sapindales, Anacardiaceae. The record is from RefSeq and is a predicted model, not a curated record. The transcript has a single exon.